AUGGACAAGUGGAUCAAGCGGCCUGGCGUGGAGAUAUGCGAGCAGCCUAGGCGGCCAGGCGAGUUGGCAUCAAUGCUGGGUGAGGAGAGGGAGGACCUAGGCGCGUGGGACCGCUGGCCAGGUAUCCUAGGAGCUGGGCGCCGAGUCCAGGGGGAGCCAAGCGCUUGGCGCUAUGGUCAGGGCGACCUAGGUGUUCAGCAAGGUAGACAAGACGCGCACUUUUAG
Messenger RNA from Ilex paraguariensis (yerba mate), 225 nucleotides. Lineage: Eukaryota; Viridiplantae; Streptophyta; Magnoliopsida; Aquifoliales; Aquifoliaceae. The record is from the annotation of a GenBank genome assembly.